Messenger RNA from Hyla sarda, 1521 nucleotides. RefSeq lists its product as uncharacterized. Gene Ontology annotation, cellular component: nucleus. Lineage: Eukaryota; Metazoa; Chordata; Amphibia; Anura; Hylidae. The transcript is spliced from 3 exons. Bases 77 to 1258 code for a protein of 393 amino acids. The record is from RefSeq and is a predicted model, not a curated record.
GGAACUUGUGGACACUAUUGCCCCCCCCAAACAGCGUUUACGAAGUGUCAAAAAAAAAAAUUAUACCGAUCAGGAAAUGGAGAUGCUUGUGGAAGAGGUUAUAGGAAAUUAUAGCAUUCUAUUUCCCGGGAAAAACGAUAAAAUACCCAUGAUAACCCGGAAUGCUGCUUGGACCUGCAUUAUGCAAAAAGUUAAUUCCCUUGGAGUUGCGAUGCGAACCAUUCCUGAACUCAAAAAAAAAUGGAGUGACUUGAAAAAAAAAGUUAUAGCCAAAAUGGCCAACAUAGCACGAUAUGCAAGACAAACCGGCGGCGGCCCCAGCUGUCAGGAGGAACUCACUGAAAUGGAGGAAAAAGUGGGUGCAACAUGCAGCAAAGAACAAAUCGAAGGUUUUGGGACAGUUGACGUAUGCUUCAGUGCAAUUAAUCCAUGUCAAAGAGAAAACACAGAGGAAGACAACCUCUGCCCAGACAGUAAUGAAGAUAAUGAGCCAGAGAACCUGGAUCACCCGGACUAUGAUGUUUCAGAGUUAGUCCAAGUGAAUCGGAACGAAAGUUUGACAGACACAGUGCCUAGCCGGGAACUUACUCUUCCAUCAGAUUUAGGACUGACCGUUGCACAAACUAAUUUUUUGACCGAAUAUACCAAAGAACACAUAAAAUUCAUGGCUCAAGUGGAUCAAAGAUUGUUAGGUCUUGAAAAUGCCAUGCUUAGACAAGGGGAAAAAUUUAUUGAGGGCUCAAAUACUGUGUCAAAAGGGCUAUCAAAAAUUUCCACUCUGUUAGAAAAAAUAAUAGAGACCCAGAGUGUAAACCUAACAAAUAACACCCAAACGACCCCUCAAAUCCCACCCAACAUAACAGAGUAUAUGGAGACAGUGCCGACAGAAAGCAGUUCAAGCACGACAACAACACCUUUGAGGGGUAGUAUUGGAACAAUCUCUCCUACACAUUUAGGUGCUAGUUUUCCCUCAUCACCAUCAUAUGAUGAUGAAGAUAUUCAAAUUUCACACAGUCCACUAGAUUUAACAGUCACCAAAAUGGACCAUAAUCCCCAAACAUUAGUAGACCCACAAAUAAGAGUGGAAACUACUGACCAACCACAAUCAGCAGCUCAAUUUCUCAUGAGUUGCAAACAGGAACUUGCUUUGCCAACUAAAUGUUCCACAACCUCCACACCCUGUGCAAAUGUGAAAAAGUCCAACAAGAAAGGAGGGGACAUUCUUUUCUCCAAAAACAAAACCCUUUCCAAAAAGUAAUAUGCUUUGCCCUCCAAUAUUAUCGCUAUUCUCCUAAACCAAGUUGGGAACAACUCCUUUUCCAAAGCACUCUGGGUAUAAUCUUUAACAACAACUAGGACACAGUUGUUGAUGCAAGUUUGUUUGGUUUCUUAGAUUUUUGGGAAUGGGAUAUUUUUAGGCCCAAACAAACUAACUUAAUCCCUUUUAAAAAUUGACACUUCCAGGGAAAUGUUAUUCUUUUGCAAAUUCUCCCCAAUAUAGUCCUAAACUUUCAACAAAAA